AUGCAGCUAUGGACGGAACCGAAGCGGAUCAUGCUCGGCACGUUUGUCUACCCCGAUCCGGACACCACCAUCGGGUAUGUCAUGAUUGGCGUCGGCGUCUUGUCCGCGGCCGUGGGGUACGUGCUGGUCCUGGGUCCGCCCCAGUGUGUCAAAGCAGCAUUUUUGAAGACGUUGGCGGGCGUGUUUCACUACAAAGGAGGUGGCACUUUAUCGCCCCACAUAUCCGGCUCAGUGUCGUACAACGGCCUCAGUCCCCGCGACAUUCACGUCGAAGACAUUGCGACGUUUGUCGGCCAAACCGACGAGCACAUUCCGACGCUCACCGUGUUGGAAACGUUCGAGUUCACAGACGCGUGCCGUGGGCCUUCCAACAGCACCGAAUGGCAGCGGUCGACGCCGGCGAUGGUGCACGCGUUGGGGCUGGCCACAUGUGCCCACACUCGCAUGGGCAACGCGAUGAUCCGCGGCAUCAGCGGGGAGCAACGCCGACGGGUAUCUGUCGGUCAAAUGAUGACUGGGCAAACGACCCUGCUUCUCUUGGACGAGUUCACGACAGGGGAUGGACACAACUGUGGCACUCAAUUUGACGACCAAGCUGUGGGGCAUGUGCACGAGGCGCCAGUACACGCUCUUGUGCUCGCUGUUGCAGCCCCCGCCCGGAGUGUUUGCCCUGUUCGACAACAUCCUGCUAUUGAACGAAGGCCCCGUGUGCUACUUUGGACCGCGGUGGCCUGCGUGCCGUACUUUCACUCGAUCGGGUACAUUCGUCCGGACCGGGUGGACGCCGUCGAAUUCAACCAACAAGUGUCGACCGUCUUGGGCAAAUUGACGCGGGAUCCGACCUUCCCCGGUGCGGUGCCCGGCUCCCCCCUCGAUUUUCAGACGGCAUUUCAAACGUCCCCUUUUGCGUCGGCGCUGGUGUUGCCAACACGCAUAGCAACGGCAAAACGUCGCCAACGUCAACCGAUCGUUGCUCAAGGUUUGCGCUUGUGCUCCAACUCCAAGUCAAGUAGGUACAACGGGACAACCGAUUCAAUGAAGUUCGCGUGGGGCAAAGUGCAGUGUUUGGGCUGAUCAUCGGGUCGCUAUUCUGGUAAAUGGACCCCAGCCCGGCGUCCGUCGUGUCCAAAGCCGGACAGUUCUUCCUCACCAUUCUCUUUACGUCCAUGAGCGAUGUGGACUCUCAAAUGGGCCUGAUGUUAAUCGCGUGAUCGCUGUCAUCACAGGUCUACCCGUGGUCGAUGCGGAGCGCCUCGUGUUCGGAUAUACGCCGCGCUGUCAUACUCGCUGGCAGUCGGAAUUGUCGAGCUGCCGUACAUGGCGUUCAAUACGACCGUGUUUGACCUGCUCUUUCUACCACUUCGUGGGGCUUUACCCGACCCCCAACACCCUUGGCUGGUUCUUCGGGCUGUUUUUCGGCUACAGUUUGUGCCAGUUCGUCGCGACCAUGCUGCCCGACGCUCGGCAUCCACGGGCGCGUUGGCCCCCAACCCGGUAACCGUCAGUCAGAACGCCGACUCGGUCUUUGACGGGUCCAACUUGUACGAUACCAAGACAUCAUCGCGCUCUUGACGUGGAUUGUGCUCCUUCGUGUGGGCAACAUGUUAUCGCAAGCCUAUAUUUCCCACGUAACGCGAUGAUACCCGACAACACAAUAAGCUACGUCCAGGACGAUGACACUCUACUUCAAGUUACAUAUAUGAUUGAGAAAAUCAUAUGUGAGCAUCUAAAUGUGUUGGAUGCGCGCGGGUGUUAUAGUUGCCGAGGUGCCUUCAUGCUAUCGCUCGAUCUCUCACACUUUGUGUCGGGUUCAAGUGUCACAUGUGACCAAAAU
Molecule: messenger RNA, 1834 nt
Organism: Aphanomyces astaci
Lineage: Eukaryota; Oomycota; Saprolegniomycetes; Saprolegniales; Verrucalvaceae
Exons: 4
Coding region: 1-1074 (357 amino acids)
Molecular function (GO): ATP hydrolysis activity; ATP binding
Source: RefSeq, a predicted model, not a curated record